AUGGAGCCCUUUACUGACGGUGUCCUGGUUCACAACCUCAUGUCUCGCCACCUCACACGGCAACAGCUGGAGGUUUUAUCCUAUGACGCUAAGUUCAACACAAGAGAUGCUCGACCGGAAGAUUUCAUGGCAUCCUUCGAGUCGGCCCCUCAGAAGUGCGAAGCCAACGAGGAGUACAAAAAUUCCAUGCUGCAACAAGUGUCAACUCUUCUCCUCCAGCACAAACCUCAAAGGGUGAUUUCCGAAGCAGAAGACCGAGAACUUCUGAGAAUGCGGAAGAUGAGGGAUGUCGUCACUCUGCCCGCCGACAAGGGACGCUCGACGGUUGUCAUGGGCAAGACCGAGUACACGGCGAAACUGAAAGGUCUGUUGGAGGACGAGGUUGCCUAUAUAAGCCUAGUGAUACAUAAGUCACUCGAGUGCAUGGCCUCGAGGAACUCUUGGCCUUUUUUGAAAGGGCAGACAUCGACAAUCCGAGUUCUGUCCCAAGCAAACGUAUGCCCCGUGUCCAGGGUAUUCAUGGCUAACUGAGAAAGAUGGUCUCGCCUCUUUACCGCCAGCUGGUGUUCGCGAAUGCGUUUAGAGGCUGAUUUUCCUGUUUGACCACAAUAAACUGCAUCAAAGGCCUCACACUGGAUCUUGUAGACGACUUCCUUUCUAUCCAAAUAGUCAACCCUACCCUUCGGGUGUACUAUCUGCGUACGCAGUGUUGUCGUUGGUCUGUGUGCCACUAGGACUUGGUGUUUCCUUAGGUGCCUUACACGGUGUUCAGACACGUUUUUAAUGUAUUUGUCUUCGGUACCUGAUUUGAACUACUUGGAUUCGUCUCUUUUUACUCGUUCUGUCUCAUGCAUUGGCGCACAAAAUCAUUGGCAUACCCAUUCCGAGAGAAGAAUUCACACAAGUAACUUAGGUGGGCUCGGUAGCCUUCUUCGUCGGGACAGUGUGUUUUCGCUCGAUCAAGCAGACUGUUGACCGUACUCCGUUUGCGGAAAAUAGGGUGGUUGCUUUCAUGGUACUGGGUAUUUCCAUACCCCGUGCGUCAUCCCCAAAUGAAGACGAAGAAGGAAAACAGUCGAUUCCAUGGACCACACUAUAUUUGUGCUGACGUUCCUCGUUUCCAUCACUUGAGUGGUGUGGUGUUUGCGGCCCGAGGGGAUCGUGGGCUUUUGCAACUGCCGCAUCGCUAUGUACGUAAACUAAACGUCUUCUUUAUUAAUCCACUGUAGCGUGAAUCAGACAGGCAAUAUUCCUCACCUGUACCUGUUGUUUUGGUCAGGCGGCCGUGCAAAGGGGUGCUGAGAACGACACGCGCAUAGUCCAGAUGCGAAUGCCCUACUGUCGGAAGUGACGACUGGACCAAGGAGGAUGCAGUGCCGCCUUGUGUGUGAACUCGCCUAUUGCGAUUUCGCAUCUCAUCUAUCUCACUCUUUAAUUUCACGUCCGUUGUGUUUCGCCGGCAAAAAGCAGCCAGGACGACCGAAGAUGGGUGCGUGCGCAUUGGCCGAAAGCCCCGAUGUGCUAGUUGCACGCUCCACAUGCGUGCUGGCGCCUAACCCCACAUAAAUCGGCCUUCAAAGGGGAAUAUCGGACCUCGUAUAAGUGGCAACGACAAAAACCAGUAUGGAGUUGUGGUCUGACCUUUACCCGAAGAGGAUUGAUUUGUCGCGUCAGUUGGGAACCUUCAAAACUACGACUGUUGGCACAUCAGGAGUUUAGACGCCACAGAUUUAUUAUAGCUAAGGAGAAGCUGCUGCGCUAUAAGGGUGAACCCACAGGGCCAGGCAAGUUAUCUACCUCUGCCAUGACCUAAUAGCUUGUCAGUCUAUUUGCAGUUACACCUGACGCGGUGGCUGACGUAGCGUGUCACUGUCUGGCACGUGCCACACACAUGCAAGGCGGCAAGCAGAUCCGGUGCUGCCAGACUAGCCCUCGCCAUGAGCCAACUUGACAUCCGCUUUGAUCUUGCAUAACAACGAUGCAGCCUGCUUGGGGUGGGAGUGUACACUAAAGAAGAGUUCGCGAGGACGUAAAGAUAGGCGUUUCCAGUGUGUUCCCAGAGCUUUACGAUGAGAAAAGGGGAUUAUUGUGUUUGUCGCCGCAAGUGAGACGAACAUGCGUUUUCAACUAAUCACCAUCCUGCCUAUGCACUAACAUACAGCUGUGAUUGAAAGGAUCGGUUGCAGUGGGUGGAGGAAGAGGUGCGACGUCUUCCACGUGACAGCGAAGACGCGUCGCAGUAGACUGGCCAACUUAACGGCCUUUCUUUAUGGGAAGGGACGAGCGAACGGUCAAUCGGUCGUCAUGACAUGCUGCUUGAGGGGUGAGCUCCCAUCCAAAUCUUAAAAUUUUGACCUUGACAGUUAGAACUCGGAAAAAUGGCCUUUUGUGAACACAGGACAGGGCCGCCUAGACACACCACCAAGUAAGCCGGGGCUGUCUGCAAAUUCGCCUGCUUUCACCAAUGGGCUUUGUGACUGCACCACUUGGUGGGUCGAGCGAUGUGAGGAAACGGACCAGACCUUCCUUCAGUUAUCUGGUUCCAAAAACGGAAAAACGACCCCGUUAUGAAACAUGGGGGUGACUACCACUGACAUUCUAUUGUGGCGAGCCUCAGCGCAAGGGCAGAGAAGAGGUCUACGACCACGUAAACCACGCGCGAGACACAAUGGCAGACGACAGGUGAAGCCCUCGUUAUUGCAAAAUAGGAGUUCCGUGAGCACUGUCCCAGCUGCUGAGGUUCUCCAUAACCCGCUCAGCAGUGUGCCAAGAGGCGAAGGAGACAGUUAUCCUGACUAGGUAGGCGACAGAAGACGCUGUCCUCUGGACGCGAAUCAAAAAUCCCUUGAAAGAGCGUUCAACCAACUACUUAACUGUGAACGUCUCCUUGGUGUAACACCCCGACCACCUCACUAGUAAUCAACUUCGUCCGAAGCCCCUCCCCCGCCAUCCCAGAGAGAGCAAUGAAACAAAGAUCCCGGCGGCGUUCCCACGGUUGUCGCUAAACGUAAUUUAGAGCUCGUAUCCUAAUGGUGGACGUCCCUAACAGCCUUUUUUUCUCGAACAGUACCCGUCCGGAGAGAAAUUUGUUUUGGUAAUUGUAAUCCUCCACGACCAGUUCAGACAAUAGGCAGGCGCUGAGGAAAGCCACGUACGGUCCGGAAUGGGGGAAUCUACAGUUGGCACCAAGUCCGAAUGGACAAGCCUGCCGGUUGCACUAGCAACAUACUAGCCAGAGAGUGAUGGGCAGAAGAGUAAAUACAACACACGCUGUGAUGUGAUCCGCAUGGGAAACAGUCUAGAAAGGGCCUUAACCCAAUACUAACAGACUACGAUUUUGAGCGCUUUCGUGGGGUCAUGAGUGCCCAUGUGUUCCCCUACGCGACUGGUGACGCGACGCCCUUAUAUGCUAUCUACCAGGGAGAACUGGCUGCAGACCUAUCCUCGUAA
Molecule: messenger RNA, 3450 nt
Organism: Spirometra erinaceieuropaei
Lineage: Eukaryota; Metazoa; Platyhelminthes; Cestoda; Diphyllobothriidea; Diphyllobothriidae
Source: the annotation of a GenBank genome assembly